Ostrea edulis (European flat oyster) is the source of this 1978-nucleotide messenger RNA. RefSeq names its product E3 ubiquitin-protein ligase TRIM36-like. NCBI's taxonomy places the organism in Eukaryota, Metazoa, Mollusca, Bivalvia, Ostreida, Ostreidae. Gene Ontology annotation, molecular function: zinc ion binding; ubiquitin-protein transferase activity. The record is from RefSeq and is a predicted model, not a curated record. Gene Ontology annotation, cellular component: chromatin; nucleoplasm. The coding region runs from base 304 to 1956 and encodes 550 amino acids. The transcript has 2 exons. Gene Ontology annotation, biological process: positive regulation of DNA-templated transcription.
UUCGGUUUAACUUCUGUUAUUUAUGAAUUUCGACCCCGAUGUAAAUGACUACGAAGAUCUCGUCAAUGAGGAACUCCAGCAUCUUUUAAUAUCUUCAGAGUACUUGUGCGUAAAACCAGAGUGUUGUUUAACAAAGUAAUUUUAUUGAAUGACUGAUCACUACAUAUGAAUAUUUUGACUAUUUUGUGUAUCGAAAGUUUGUUUGUUCAAAACCGGGUUUGGCAGACAAGUAAUACCGUUGAUGGUGACGAUCUCACGUUGUUAGCAGGUAUAACGAAGGUAUAAAAAAAAAAAUCAUGAUCGAUGGAAUCUACAAUAACUAUCCGAGGUCAACAUCUCGUUGAAUGUCAUAUUUGUCAAGAGCCUGUCUCGUUCUUCUGCAGACGAUGUGGAGUCAAUCUCUGCGAUUCAUGUGUUCCGGUUCACCUCCGAAUGAAGUCCAAGACCGGACAUAUUGUGGUGAAUUACGGUAGUGGAGAUUAUGACGACACCUGCACGUGCGAUUCUCAUCCACAGAACGAGUGUUGUGUGUACUGCCAGACUUGUGAUGUUCCGAUAUGCAUGGUGUGUGUUUUAAACAAACACAAAUCACACGAAAUGUUCGAGCUGUCCAAGAAAAUUGAAGAAAUGAUAGAAAUUAUUACAAGAGAAAAUGAGCGACUUCAAAAAUAUAAAUAUGAACUUGAGAAAAUCUUGGAUCAUACGAUACAGAGAUUGCCUUCGUUAUCCAAAAUUUACCAACAGAAGAAGGAUGAAGUGACGUCACGAGGAGAGGAGUUGCACAGACACAUCGAGAAAAACGUGAAGCUGCUCCACCAGGAACUGGACGACAUGCAAAAGGAGCACGAAUCACUUCUCCAAGAACAGAAGAAAGAACUAGAAGAGAUUUUAAGAAAAGUUGAUGAAAUGAAGACAACGACCACGAAACUGAAAAAUUCACAGAAUGUACUGGAAAUGAAGAAAUGUAUGAUUGAAAAUCAGGAAACUCCCUCAGAGAUUACACAGUACUCAUUUCCGGUGUUUUGCGAAGCCAAAAUUGACGACAACUCUUUCAAAUCAUAUUUCGGAUACAAUGUCAAAAUACAAGAAAAAAGGAUUUCCCUAUCGAAAGUAAUAUUUUAUGACAAUGAGAUUUCGAGUCCCAAAAUAUUAGAGGUGCCGAAAGUUAUCACAACUAUAGACACAGAGUUUCCUGCACGUGAAAAGUAUAACAGUCGUCUAUACGAUAUUGCAGUUAUUGAUGUUAACAGAGUGUGUAUGGGAGGGGAAAGUAAAGAACUUAAGGCGUUUGAUUUUCUGGGAAACCUCCACGCAACUGUUCCUAUCACGGCACAGGGCAUGUAUUUAACGGUAUACAACAAACAAGUGGUUUGCUCAGUAAGGCGCAACAUCAAUUCUGUAUAUAGAGUAGCCGAUGAUAAAGCGAUCCACACGAUGUUUACAACGGGGGAGUGGGAACCAUACGGCAUCACGAGUACCAUGUCAAAUGAACUACUGGUAUGUCUCCGUAAAGACGACCUGUCCAAAAUCGUGCGAUACAACAGUACCGGUACCGUACUCCAGGAAAUCCAGUACAACUCACAGGGCCAGCCUCUGUACGGAAAAACAAAUUACGUCACUGAGAACAUCAACGGGGACAUCAUCGUAACAGAUUGGAAGAAAAAUGCUGUGACUGCUGUCGAUAGAUUAGGAAUAUUUCGGUUUUCUUACUCUGGGCGGGGCAAUGAAUUUGAUGUCUGCGCCGUCACUACUGAUCCUGCCGGUCACGUUAUCGUUACUGACUCAGCAGGUAACAAGAUCCACAUGUUGGACAGGAACGGGACAUUCUUGAGGUACAUCAUUCCUGAAGGAGGGAUUAAAGAACCACGCGCCGUGUGUUUUGUCGGGGACGGGGAAAUGUUUGUUGGGGAGCAGAAAACCGGAAUAGCUAAAAGAAUAAAAUAUUUGGAGAAAUAAAAAGAAUAAAAUUUGCAUAGUA